GUACUUCACCAGGCAGUACUAGGCCAUAGAUCCCGUGUUCCGGGCUCGGCGCUCCGGGCUUCCCAGGGCUGGGCCCGGGACGCGGCCUCCCGCCAUGGCGCAGCUGGAGGGUUAUUACUUCUCGGCCGCCUUGAGCUGCACCUUCCUGGUGUCCUGCCUGCUCUUCUCCGCCUUCAGCCGCGCUCUGCGUGAGCCUUACAUGGACGAGAUCUUCCACCUGCCGCAGGCGCAGCGCUACUGCGAGGGCCGCUUCUCACUGUCACAGUGGGAUCCUAUGAUUACUACAUUACCUGGCCUGUACCUGGUGUCGGUCGGAGUGGUCAAACCUGCCAGCUGGAUCCUUGGCUGGUCUGAGCAUGUCGUCUGCUCCAUCGGAAUGCUCAGAUUUGUCAAUCUUCUCUUCAGUGUUGGCAACUUCUAUUUGCUGUAUUUGCUCUUCAGGAAGAUACAGCCCAGAAACAAGGCUUCUUCAAGUAUCCAGAGAAUCUUGUCAACAUUAACCCUAGCAGUAUUUCCAACCCUCUAUUUUUUUAACUUUCUUUACUAUACAGAAGCCGGCUCUGUAUUCUUUACUCUUUUUGCUUAUUUGAUGUGUCUUUACGGCAACCAUAGGACUUCGGCCUUGCUUGGGUUUUGUGGCUUCAUGUUUCGUCAGACCAAUAUCAUCUGGGCUGCCUUCUGUGCAGGACACAUCAUUGCACAGAAGUGCAGUGAAGCCUGGAAGACUGAACUACAGAAGAAGAAGGAAGAGAGGCUUCCCCCGGCUAAAGGACCGCUCUCGGAACUCAGAAGAGUUCUUCAGUUUCUGCUGAUGUACUCCAUGUCCCUUAAGAACCUGAGUAUGCUUUUCCUUUUGACCUGGCCCUACAUGCUUCUGCUGUUGGCAUUUUUCGUUUUUGUGGUGGUUAAUGGUGGGAUUGUCGUGGGUGAUCGGAGUAGUCAUGAGGCCUGCCUCCAUUUUCCUCAGUUGUUCUACUUCUUCUCCUUUACUGCCUUUUUUUCCUUUCCUCACCUACUUUCUCCGACCAAAGUCAAGACUUUUCUUAGCUUAGUUUGGAAACGUAGAGUUCAGUUCUCUGUGAUUACUUUAGUCUCGGUAUUUUUGGUUUGGAAAUUCACUUACGUCCAUAAGUAUUUACUGGCAGACAAUAGGCAUUACACGUUUUAUGUGUGGAAAAGAGUAUUUCAGAGACAUGAAAUUGUCAAGUAUUUAUUAGUUCCAGCCUACAUGUUUGCUGGUUGGGCUGUAGCUGACUCUUUAAAAUCAAAGUCAAUUUUCUGGAAUUUAAUGUUUUUUGUAUGCUUGGUUGCUUCUACGGUUCCUCAGAAACUACUAGAAUUCCGUUACUUCAUUUUACCAUACAUUAUUUAUAGGCUCAACAUGCCUCUGCCACCCAUAUCUAGACUUGUUUGUGAACUGGGUUGCUAUGCAGUUGUCAAUUUUCUAACUUUUUACAUCUUUCUGAACAAGACUUUUCAGUGGUCGGAUAGUCAUGACAUCCAAAGGUUUAUGUGGUAGUGGCAGGGCUAUUUUGAACUCUAAGAGCCUAUUUCUACAACAGAUGACUGGGUAAAGGAGUGUGGAUUUCUUUUAAGUAAAUUCAGGGAGACGAAAAGAAUUACAUUUGAGGCUAGCCUAAAAGCUUAGAUAAUGCUAAUAAAUUUGCUUGCAGUUGUCUUGAGAAUCUUUUCAGAAGUUUGGGGAUUUUCCGUGUAUGUAGGGGACUGGGUGAGCUCCGUAGCACCAGAACCUGUCAACCAACUUCCUUUGUAAAGAACAGUGAAGAAUGUGAAAACUGUUUACAAAUAAAUGACCUAGUGGUAUUUCUGAGCAAAAUUGCCAGAUAUUGCAGUAAAUAUAGCUCUGGUCUUAGUAACUUAUGAACGAGAUUCUGGGAUGUCUAUCUAGGAAUUGGGUAUUUUAACUAAGAAUAUAGAAGUGAUGAAGCCAUUUGAACUAACUCCUUAUUUGAAGGUUUUGCAGGCCGAAGGUAAGCUGUGCUGAUUAUGACACCUUUUAUAGAUAAUCUUUCUGAAAUACUGCUCUGUUAGUUGUCCAGGGCUCCUGCACAAAACUGACCAUAAACCUUGUGGCUUCAGAGUUUUUUCUCACAUACGAAUAAGCAGCACCUAAACUCGAGUGCUGGCAGAGCUCCUAAACUCGAGUGCUGGCAGAGCUCGCUCCUUCAGGAGACAAGAGUUCAUUGUUCCUGUUCAGCUCACUCCUUAGAGGGGCCUUACUUUUAGACAGGUCCCUCCAGUCUGUCUGUGUCUGCACAGGACUGUCUCCACCGGCUUCUUGUGCAGUUAAUGCCAUUGGCUUUAGGGAUCCUCUGAUUCAGGGUAACGGUACCUGGAGACCCUGGAUUAUAUCUAUCACAUUUUUAAAGUAAGUUCCCUUUCAGAGGUCCCACAUCAUUUUGGGGUGUGUGUGUGUGUGUGUGUGUGUGUGUGUGUGUGUGUGUGUGUAAGUAAGAUGACCUUGAUGAGAGCUUUUAAGUAAAAGUUAGUUUUUAAAAGAGAGGCCAAAAAACAACAACAACAAACCCCAGAUGGCCAAGGUCAUGUAAUUUACAUUUGUCCCUAUUAUCCAAACAAACCAGAACUCAGAAGGUGAGAGGUCAUUGGUUUAGUUUCAUUUUAUAAUUUAGGAAGCACUACUAGGCUCUGGGGUUUGCUUUGUCUGGGUUCCGGUUCUGUGCUGCUGUUUAAAGUUUGUUUAUUGAUUGUCACCAUUGUUACAGACACUGUUGCUUAGUCCUGUGCUGAGAGUGUAAACACGGAAGUGUGACUUGAGCUUACUUAGCCCACUUCCUGAGCUUUACACACGCACACACACACACACACACACACUCCCCAAAGGAACAGAACCUUUUAUUUUAUUGGAUAAUGUUUUCUUUGAGUUUUAAAUAUGUAGUAAACUUUAUACAACUUUAAAAACUACUUGGAUAAAAGUUACAAGCAUAGCCCUGGGUGGUCAGCCCACACGGACCACUCUGAUGCUUCGGAGGUUUGCUCAAGUGUAACAGUGACUGGUGUGUUAGCACAUCAGAAAGCUUCAUGACACUUUAUUAUGAUAGAAGCUAAGUCCAGGAAGCAAACACUUGCAAUUGAAUAAAGCAAGUGCUGUCUGAUGCUUAGUCCCUGGCUUUUGUGUCUGGGGACACAGAGGGAUGGAGUGCUUCAUCCCAGUAGUCUGCUGUAAGGAGGGAAGCACUUUGUCCCAUGUAAUGGAAGGAGGCUGCUUUCAGAUAUGUUGAGUCCCUUCAGAAUUAGGAGACAUCGUAGGGGUCUACAGAGAGAGAGAGAGAGAGAGAGAGAGAGAGAGAGAGAGAAAGUACUGGUAUUCUACACCACUUCCCAUUAUGUAUUGGAAGUAGGACUUGGCAUUUCAGACUGCAGCGCCAUGGACUAAAAGGUGCUAUUUAGUUGUUACUGUGAUCUUAAAAAUGGAUGCAUGUUGAUACAUUUGAGGUAGGGGUUUGGUUAAUGUUGCUUGGGCAGUUGACAAGUUAAUGGUCAUUUGCUGAUAAAUUUCUCAGUCUUUUAACUCAGUAUGUGAGAGAAAAAGGCUUCACCCGGCGGUUCACUUUUGGUUGUUCAAAUUAACAGCCCCAUCUCUGAAGUCAUUUCACUUGGGAAAAAAAUCCUUGCUUUUGCAAAUGUAGAUUGUAUUUCUACUUUAAUUUUUAAAAAGAAUUAUCAAGUAGUUUUCAUUAGACUUAAUUGAUUUAUUGAUCAUAAGAGGCUCAGUGGUUAAAAGCUUGAGCCCCCAUUGCAGGGACCCCGUGUGGUUCCUCGCCCCUAGGGCAGCCUCUAGGGCACUGACUGCAGGCGUCCAGCUCUGCAGCCUCCUGAACUCAUCUGCUGUAAACACACUGCCCACCGCCUACUUCAGUUAAAAACUCUAAAUGGUCAGUGUAGAAAAUGUCAGCUGCUGAAGGGGUGUGGAGUGCGAGUUCUCCAUCACUCUUCCAGUGGACAUUUUAGAGCCUUUAUGAAGAGGCCCAGGCUUGCCUGAGCUGCUCUAGGCUCAGUGGUCAGUUUUAGCAGCUCUGCUUUCUGUGACAAUCCACAGGCAUAGACUCACUUCCCAGACACAUUAGAACGAGUGUGUGCACUGUACCUGCUUAUAUUUACGCUUCCUUGGACAGCCUUCCCACGGCUGCGUCUCACCAAACGUUGUGGACAUAGUGUGUUGUACUUUACACAUAGUACAUAAUCUUGUACGAGGAAUUUCUGUGCUCAUGGACCAUCUGUGUUUGUCGCUGUAAAACACCCACUGUAAACAGUGUGAUUUACUUACAGGGAAUAGCUUAGGAUAUCCGUGAUGUAUUUCUGGUGUGAACUUACCUGACUUGACAUUGUGCUCAUCUCCUUUGUCUGGAGAGGAGAGAAGGGAGUCCCAGCUUUCAUUUAUAACUCCUAGAGAGUGGACAUAUAUUUUAGGUCAAGUUCAAACUGUAUUCAGGUAAAAUCAUAUCUUAGAGCAGUUAGAAAGCCUUUAAAUGUUAAGACAAGUGUAAUUUUAAUGUAUACAAUAUUUUGCAUAGAUGAACUUAAGAUGUAGAAAAGAAUGCCCUUGAUUUUGGUUCCACAUAAAAAAGACAGAUUGUUGAAAGACCAGGUGCUUGUUCCUGAUCUCAGAUGAGAAUGUUAUGUCUGAACUCUUGUUAGUACCUGGGGUGAGUCCUACCGCAUUUCAACAGGAUUCAUGCUGUAGUACAUAUCUGUAUGCUCAUAAACAUGCUGUUUGAUGUAUAUCGAGUAAAUUUGUAUUGAAUGGAGUUUUCAAUAUAGAAGGAAGCAGAUAUUCUAGAAAAGUAUCAUAUAACCAACUUAAUCUUAGGAAGCAAAUGUGUUUUAUACUAAGCCAUCCUGACCCAUCCUCUGCCUGUUUUCUAAAUGUUAUUUUCUAUAGUAAUGAAUUCAGUCAUGCCCGUUUAGUAUGCGCCGUGUGCAAUAGGCUUGAUUCUAACAAUGCCAUUUAAAUAUGAAGUCAUUCAGUAAUUACAGUAAGUUUGAUGACUUGUCUUUUACAUUUCAAUCAGUUAGAAACAUCUUCUGUUUGGUUUUAGCUCUCUGAUUUACUUUUCUUUGGGUGCAUUUUAGGUAUUUGAAGUCAAUGGCAAAAUGUUGCUGAGAAAUAUAAACAACUUAAGUUAAUGAUGACAUAAUUUUAAUAUAUCGAAAUGAUUCCAGCACUAAAUUCCAUAAUGUUUGGAAGUUAUUUCUAAAGUAAAUUUGGUGAUAAUAGGUAUCUAAUAAUCUCUUUUUAUUAUUUAAAAUGAGAUAUUGAUUAGUGGCAUUCUCCAUACCUUAGACACUGUUAAAGCAAAAGUAGGUAGGGUAUAUUUUUCUUUCAAAAAAGUAAAUAUAUGGAAUUUGCAUUCAGAAAUUUGAUCAGUUCAAUUUAUUUGAGCCCUGUACUUAUCACUGUCUUGCUCAAGAUGAAUAAGAAUGAAAAGAAUUACAGUAGUUGUCUUUCUCAAUAGUGUUUUGCUGGUUCACACACACACACGCACUCACACUCACACUCACACUCAGACACAUCAUAAAGCUGACCUUUUGCUAUUUUGUUUCGCUAUCAAAGCUGUACUGGUCUGACCUCUCAUGUUAUUGUGUGAGUUACAGGUUUUUAAAAUCCUUAGGAGCCUUUUAGAGGAACAUGUAUAAAAUGAUAAACGCUUAGGUUUUAUUACAAGAUGAAUUGUUGAACAAAUUGUUGAUGUUUAAUUGGAAAAACAUAGCUCCCAUAACAACAAGUUCUUACGGUUAUUUGAAAGCAUAAUACAUUGCUUUAAAUGUAGAUCAGUGGUCAACAAAUAGGUUUUAACUCACAAAAACACCCUUUCUUAAUUAUGUUGUCUCUUUAGGGGCAUAGAGCUCCCCUAAAUAAGUUUUGUAUUUACUGAAAACAUUUCACUGGGAAAGCGUCAGUGGCUUGAGAGAGUAGAUAUGGGAUAGUGUCUUUUCAAGGGUCUCAAAACCUGCCAUUUUAAACGUGAGUUUAUUGUAGUUCAUGUUCUUUAUAUUCUUCGGUAAGUCAGGUUCAAGAAUCUCUUGAAGUAUUCUGCCUUUCAUAUAUUUUGUUUCUGAAAUAAAGUGGAUGUUUAGCUUUCGUUAAGCUGGUUUUUAAAUUGUGUCCUACACCCAGCCACAGGUGGUGUAAAGUCUCAGCGCACCAGUAAUGCAGUGUUUACCUCACAUACGUUUGUGUUCCUUUGUCAGGAGAGAAGUGUAUUUGGGUUUCCCCUGUAGUGAGGAAUAGGAAAGUACUGUGUAAUCAAAUUUGUACUGAAAUGUUUACUAGGUGAUGACAGUGGGCUACAUUUUAACGUAUUCUUGUAAUUUAACUUUUUCUACUAAUCUGGAUUAAACUUUUUAUAGUUUUGUAUUGUUUUGAACCACAAAGAUUUAGAAUUCUCCACCUUCAUUAAUGAUUAUUUGUUGUUCAGGAAGGGUCUCAUAAUCCAGGCUAGCCUGGAAUUUACAAUGUAGCCAAGAAAGACCUUGAACUCCUGAUUCUUUUGCCUCUACCUCUGGACUGCUGGGUUCCCGGCAUGCCGCACCAUGCCCAGUGUAUGCAGUGCUGGGGAUCAAACACAGAACUUAGGGCAGCCGGCAAGCAGUCUGCCAGCUGGGCUGUUUCCUCAGCCCUGCUGCUUCUACUGUGGCCGAAAAUGUUCCCUGGGUUCCAUGAAGUGAAGGUAAAUGUGAAACCAAAAGUCAUUUGUUCCAUGAUUAAUUGUGUCUCAGAUGACGGAACCUAAUGCACCCGGCCAUGAAACUGUUUACCUCACAGACUGGGGGAUGUUUCUGAUAGUGAUAAUAGGUUUGGAAACAACCUGAACUGUCUACUUCUGUCUCGCUGGUUCUCAGGCCUCUUGUGUUAACUGUACCACAUACACGGAGAGACUGAGGAGAGGGUGGGUUUUUGUCUCAUAUUAGAAUAAGCAGAAUGAGUAUUUGUCUAAUGUUACAAAGUAGCUGUGUGAGCUGCCUUUAUGAGUGGGCAGCCUGACGAGAAUCGGGCUCUUAGCUGCAGCUGAGAUGGAGUAGUAGGAAGGACACUGAGUCUACCUUCCUUUUUGUAACAUUUUGGAAAACAAAUUCCAUGGGAAAUAGAACUCCACUACUUUUCUAGAUCAGACAGUUGAGGCGCAUACAGACUGUCUCUUCCAGAGCAGGCAGUCUCUCCCAUUGUGUCAUCACGGCCUCAGCUUGUUGUGUGAACACAAAAUCUACAGCACGGGCUGAAGUUGUCAGCCCGAUUAACAAGGAAGUAAAGAUCUUUGAUAUCCAAUAGAGAUGUAGUUGCCUAAGACUUAAUUUCUCAAAAGAACUUUGGAAAUAAAUGGUUGUUUUAAACUGAUCUGUGAUUUUUAAAUAAUCUUUUCUGAAAGAAUUUGAUGUUUAUUUUAAAUACGUGAAUAUAUGUUUUAACCGUUUUUUAAGGUUUUACAUUUUGUUACAUUCAAAACUUAAGAUGUUUGACUCUAAAAUUGUGAUUCAUGUCAUUUAAACUCUUGAAUAAACCUAUUUAUAAGAAUAAAAGCGUUUUAAAUAGUUA
Rattus norvegicus (Norway rat) is the source of this 7573-nucleotide messenger RNA. RefSeq names its product ALG10, alpha-1,2-glucosyltransferase (gene Alg10). Gene Ontology annotation, molecular function: dolichyl pyrophosphate Glc2Man9GlcNAc2 alpha-1,2-glucosyltransferase activity. Gene Ontology annotation, biological process: dolichol-linked oligosaccharide biosynthetic process. The record is from RefSeq and is marked validated. The transcript is spliced from 3 exons. NCBI's taxonomy places the organism in Eukaryota, Metazoa, Chordata, Mammalia, Rodentia, Muridae. Gene Ontology annotation, cellular component: endoplasmic reticulum membrane. Bases 95 to 1519 code for a protein of 474 amino acids.